AAUCAACUACGUGACUUUUAGAAUUCACUAAGAUUUAUUUUGUUUUGUUGUGCCUGCCACAGCUCUUCUUGCAAGCUGUUUUUUCCUAAUGAUCCGGUGAAGAUUGUAAAGGCAAAAGGCCAGUAUAUGUACGAUGAGAAUGGCAGACAAUACCUUGACUGCAUAAACAACGUUGCUCACGUUGGACAUUGUCACCCUGAUGUAGUAAAAGCAGCCCAUGAACAAAAUCAGUUGUUAAAUACAAAUUCUCGUUAUCUUCACGACAACAUGGUCGAUUACGCAGAGAGACUUUCAAAAACGCUUCCUGAGAAGUUAUGCAUCUUUUAUUUUCUGAAUUCUGGAUCUGAAGCUAAUGAUCUUGCCCUAAGACUGGCACGACAGUACACAAAACAUGAAGAUGUUAUAGUUUUAGACCAUGCUUACCAUGGACAUCUGACAUCCUUGAUUGACAUAAGCCCAUAUAAAUUCAGAAAUCUAGAAGGACAAAAGGAAUGGGUCCACGUGGCUCCUGUCCCAGACACAUACAGAGGACUUUAUAGAGAAGAUCAUGAAGAUUCAGUAACAGCUUAUGCUAACGAAGUGAAAAAUAUUAUUGAGCAAGCACAUAAGAGAGGCAGAAAGAUUGCUGCAUUUUUUGUUGAAUCUCUGCCAAGUGUGGGUGGUCAAAUCAUUCCACCAGCAGGCUAUUUUCAGAAGGUUGCAGAGCAUGUGCACAAGGCAGGAGGUGUAUUUAUUGCUGAUGAAAUUCAAGUUGGCUUUGGUAGGGUUGGCAAGCAUUUUUGGGCAUUCCAGCUUCAAGGAGAAGAUUUUAUACCUGAUAUUGUCACUAUGGGGAAACCAAUAGGAAAUGGGCACCCUAUUGCCUGUGUCGCAACAACAAAGGAAAUUGCAGAAGCGUUUGCAGCCACAGGAGUGGAAUAUUUUAAUACAUUUGGAGGAAACCCUGUUUCAUGUGCAGUUGGAUUAGCUGUGCUGGAUGUGAUUGAGAAGGAACACCUUCAAGCUCAUGCCACAGAAGUAGGAAACUUCUUGAUGAAGCUACUCAAGGAGCAGAAAAUCAAGCAUCCCCUCAUAGGUGAUGUCAGGGGUUCUGGCUUAUUCAUUGGUGUGGACUUAAUCAAGGACCAAGCAGAAAGGACCCCAGCCACUGCAGAAGCAGACUAUCUAAUAACAAGACUCAAGAAAGAAUAUAUUCUACUGAGUACAGAUGGGCCAGGAAGAAAUGUGCUUAAAUUCAAGCCCCCCAUGUGCUUCAGUAUGGAGGAUGCAAAAUUUGUUGUGGACAAAAUUGACCAACUACUAACAGAUAUUGAAAAAGAAUGUCUGAAGCAAUAG
Messenger RNA from Antrostomus carolinensis (chuck-will's-widow), 1335 nucleotides. RefSeq names its product 5-phosphohydroxy-L-lysine phospho-lyase (gene PHYKPL). Gene Ontology annotation, molecular function: transaminase activity; pyridoxal phosphate binding. The transcript is spliced from 11 exons. Lineage: Eukaryota; Metazoa; Chordata; Aves; Caprimulgiformes; Caprimulgidae. The record is from RefSeq and is a predicted model, not a curated record. Gene Ontology annotation, cellular component: mitochondrion. The coding region runs from base 127 to 1335 and encodes 402 amino acids.